AUGGCCACGAACUACUAUCCCUAUUCAAAGUACACUCGGGUCUGGAUCCCGGACCCAGACGAGGUGUGGAGGGCGGCGGAGAUCACCAAAGACUACAAAGAAGGAGACGCGGCUCUGCACCUCAAACUCGAAGAUGAGACGACGCUGGAAUAUGCCGUCAGUCCCCCAAAGAACCCUCUCCCGUUCCUACGUAACCCGGACAUCCUGGUGGGGGAGAACGACCUCACAGCCCUGAGCUACCUCCACGAGCCGGCUGUUCUGCACAACCUGCGAGUGCGCUUCAUCGAGUCCAAUAACAUCUACACCUACUGUGGAAUUGUGCUUGUUGCUAUAAACCCUUACGAGCAGCUGCAUGUGUAUGGAGAGGAGGUCAUCGAUGCCUACAGCGGCAAAAACAUGGGUGACAUGGACCCACAUAUUUUUGCGGUCGCUGAAGAGGCGUACAAGCAAAUGGCCAGAGAUGAGAGAAACCAGUCCAUCAUUGUAAGUGGUGAGUCUGGAGCUGGAAAGACGGUCUCUGCCAAGUACGCUAUGAGGUACUUUGCCACCGUCGGGGGAUCGGCAAGUGACACAAACGUGGAGGAGAAAGUUUUAGCCUCCAGUCCAAUCAUGGAGGCCAUUGGAAAUGCCAAAACGACGCGAAACGACAACAGUAGCCGCUUCGGAAAAUACAUUCAGAUUGGUUUUAGCAAACAUUACCGUAUCAUUGGGGCCAACAUGCGAACAUAUCUCCUCGAGAAGUCCAGAGUAGUUUUUCAGGCUGAGGAUGAAAGAAAUUACCACAUAUUCUACCAGUUGUGCGCCUCCUCCAGUUUACAGGAGUUCCAAGAUCUCGGACUUGGGAGUGCGGAAGGCUUCACCUACACAUCGUUGGGGGAGAAUAUUUUUAUCGAAGGAGUUGAUGAUGCAGCAGAUUUUAUAAAGACGAGAGAAGCUUUUACGCUAUUGGGUAUAAAGGACAGCUAUCAAAGUGGCAUUUAUAAAAUCAUUGCAUCGAUCCUUCAUCUUGGGAACAUUGAGAUCUGCCCAGAGAGAGACGGAGACUCCUGCCACAUCUCGAAAGACGACCCGCACCUCAAACAUUUCUGCAGACUUCUCGGAGUGGAGCUGCAGCAGAUGGAGCACUGGCUCUGUCACCGGAAGUUAGUCACGGCCUCAGAGACCUACGUGAAGAACAUGUCCCUGAAGCAGGCCACCAACGCCCGGGACGCCCUCUCCAAACACGUGUACGCUCGAAUGUUCGACUGGAUCGUAGAACACAUCAACAAAUCACUGCACACAUCCGCCAAACAGCACUCCUUCAUCGGUGUCCUGGACAUUUAUGGAUUUGAAACAUUUGAAAUCAAUAGUUUUGAGCAGUUUUGCAUAAAUUACGCCAAUGAAAAACUACAACAACAAUUCAACUCGCAUGUGUUCAAGUUGGAGCAGGAGGAGUACAUGAAGGAGCUGAUCCCCUGGACGCUGAUAGAUUUCUACGAUAACCAGCCGUGCAUCGACCUGAUCGAAGCUAAACUGGGGAUUCUGGAUCUGCUCGAUGAAGAAUGCAAAGUGCCAAAGGGAACAGACCAAAACUGGGCUCAGAAAUUGUACAAGCAACACGGAAAGAGCGCUCACUUUCAGAAGCCGCGCAUGUCCAACACCUCGUUCAUCAUCAUUCACUUCGCAGACAAGGUUGAAUAUCAGUGUGAAGGAUUUCUGGAAAAAAACCGAGACACCGUCUAUGAGGAGCAGAUUAAUAUCCUCAAAGCCAGUGAGUUUCAGCUUGUGGCAGAUUUAUUCCAAGAAAAAGGCGACGCUCCGGCCCCAAAGUCGUCCAGAGUGAAUGUCCGAGCAGCGAAGAGCACCCCGAAAGCCCCCAACAGAGACCACCGGAAGACCGUUGGACACCAGUUCCGGAGCUCACUGCAUCUCCUGAUGGACACGCUCAAUGCCACCACCCCUCAUUAUGUGCGCUGCAUCAAACCCAACGACCUCAAAGAGGCCUUCUCGUUUGACUCUCGGCGGGCAGUGCAGCAGCUCCGGGCCUGUGGCGUUUUGGAGACUAUUCGUAUUAGUGCUGCUGGAUAUCCGUCACGAUGGACCUAUCCGGACUUCUUCAGCCGUUACAGAGUACUGAUGAAGAAAUCAGACUUGGUUGUAGCCGACAAAAAGGUUUCUUGCAAAAACCUCCUUGAAACAUUAAUAAAGGAGCCUGACAUGUUUCAGUUUGGCAAGAGUAAAAUCUUCUUUCGCGCUGGACAAGUUGCUUAUCUGGAGAAACUUAGAGCAGACAAAUUCCGUGCGGCAUGUAUCAAGAUCCAGAAGACGGUGCGCGGGUGGCUACAGCGACUGCGGUACACAAAGAUUCGCAAAUCAGUCAUCCUCCUUCAGAGAUAUGGACGUGGAUACUUGGCUCGACGGUAUGCAGAGUAUUUGCGGCUCACACGUGCUACAAUUAUCUGCCAGAAACAGUAUCGCAUGGUGAGGGAAAGACGAGCUUAUUUGAGGGUGAGGAAGGCUGUGGUCACUAUUCAAGCCUAUACAAGAGGCAUGUACACACGACGAAUCUUCAAAGAGUUCAUGAUGCACCACAAGGCCAUGAUAAUCCAGAAACAUGUCCGCGGCUGGCUGCAGAGAAAGAAGUUCUUACGUGCUCGCAAUGCUGCUAUCACUAUACAAUGUGCAGUGCGGCGCUUUAGAGCAAAGAAGCAACUUAAGCAACUCAAGAUUGAUGCCAAAUCAGCUCAACAUUUGCAGAAUCUCAACUCUGGGAUGGAAAAUAAAAUUAUCCAGCUACGGAGAAAAAUGGACGAACAGUCCAAAGAUUACAAAGAGCAUAACGAGCAGCUUUUCACAGCUAACACAUUGCUGAGCACAGAGGUGACAAAACUUCACAAGGAGCUGGAACAUGUCAGGAACCAAAAAGGCGACAGCAGCGAAGUGAUGUCUCUGCAGGAGCAACUGGAGCGACUGAGGGCGGAGCUGCAGGAGGCUCAUGUGCAGAGAACCAAGCUCCAGGAGGAAUACAGCACUGAGAAACAGGGACUGGAGCAGAGAGUUGAGGAGUUGGAGAAGGAAAACACGAUGUUGAAGCGUGAAAAGGAGAACAUGAACCAGAGGAUUUUGCAGCAGUCAAAGAGCAGUGAAGAGGUGGAAAGCAACAGAGACAACAUGCUGCAGUCGGAGCUCGACGCAGAAAGGCAGCGGUACCAGAACCUCGUGAAGGAAUAUUCAAGACUGGAACAGAGAUACGACAACCUCAAAGAGGAGACAUCACUGCAAAAGUUUCACCCGGGCCACAGGAGGAACCCGUCCAAUCAGAGCAGCUUAGAGUCCGACAGUAAUUACCCGUCUAUCUCCACCUCUGAAGUUGGCGACACAGAAGAAGUCAUUCAACAGAUGGAGGACAUGGGGAUAGAAAAGGCAGCGAUGGACAUCAGCCUCUUCAUGAAGCUUCAGAAACGAGUGCGCGAGCUGGAGCAGGAGAGGAAGAGACUGCAGACUAAUGUUGACAAGAUGGAGGAACUUAACAGGAACAAGAGCUCUGAUCCAAGAAGCCCAACAACAGAUCGGGAAAAUGCUGAUCUGGCCUAUAACAACCUGAAGAGACAAGAGUUGGAGUCUGAGAACAAGAAACUGAAGAAUGACCUGAACGAGUUGCGGAAGACUAUAGCAGAGAAGGCCUCACAAAACAACUCUCCGAACGAGCUGCAGGACGGCUACAACGUGCUGCUGAGUCAGUUGAAGUCCGCUACCGAGGAGCUGGAUGCCAGGAAGGAGGAGGUGCUCAUCCUCCGCACACAGAUUGUCAGUAACGCACAACAGCUGGAAAAGAAUGGUCUCAUUGAGUGCAGCGAAAAGCCGGACCUGAACAGUAAACCGCCUAUUGACAAAGAGGAGGCCAUGAAAGCCUAUCAGGGACUGUGUGAGUCUAAAAAACUCCUGGAGGCUCAGCUCCAGUCUCAGUCCAGGCAGCACAAAGAUGAACUGGAGGCUCUUCACACUCAGAUCGAGUUGCUAAAGGACGACAUUGAGAAGAAACAGGAAAUGCUGAACUACACCAUGUCUCUGUCUCCUGAGGCACAGGUGGAGUACAGCGUCCAACAAGAAAUCACGCGUCUCACCAAUGACAACCUGGAUCUCAAAGAGCUGGUGGAAAAGCUGGAAAAGAACGAAAAGAAGCUGAAAAAGCAACUGAGGAUCUACAUGAAGAAAGUCCAGGAGCUUGAAGCUUUGCAGGCGGCUCAGGCGAGCAGAGCGAAGCCAGAACUUAGUCGGCAGGUGACCGUGCAGAGGAAAGAAAAGGACUUUGAAGGAAUGCUGGAGUUUAGCAAAGAUGAUGCACCUCUUCUGGUCAAGUCUCUCAUUACUGACAUCAGUCCCAGCGUAGUGGCGGCCACAGUUCCCUGUUUGCCAGCGUACAUCCUCUUCAUGUGCAUUCGUCACGCAGAUUACAUCAAUGACGACCAGAAAGUGGAGUCCCUGCUCACUUCCACCAUUAAUGCCAUCAAGAAAGUUCUGAAGAAAAAUAAUGAUGAUUUUGAAAUGACAUCCUUUUGGCUGGCCAACACGAGUCGCCUCCUCCAUUGUUUGAAACAGUACAGUGGUGACGAGGCUUUCAUGACGCAGAAUUCUCCAAAACAGAAUGAGCAUUGUUUGAAAAACUUUGACCUGGCUGAGUACAGGCAGGUGCUGAGCGACCUGUCGAUUCAGAUCUACCAGCAGCUCAUCAAAGUGGCAGAGAGCAUUAUUCAGCCUAUGAUCGUGUCGGCCAUGUUGGAAAGUGAAAGCAUCCCGAGUCUGGCAGCGGUGAAGCCAACAGGAUACAGGAACCGCUCUUCCAGCAUGGACAACGACGGCAGUGGCCCCAGCAGCUACACACUGGACGCACUGAUCCGGCAGCUGGGUCAGUUCAACAGCAUCAUGGGAGACCACGGCCUGGACCCGGAGAUCGCCGAGCAGGUCGUGCGGCAGCUGUUCAACUGCAUCAACGCCUUCACCCUCAACAACCUGCUGCUGCGCAAAGACGUGUGCUCCUGGAGCACGGGCAUGCAGCUCAGGUAUAACACCAGCCAGAUGGAGGAGUGGCUCAGAGCAAACAACCUGUACCAGAGUAAAGCUGCUGCUACGCUGGAGCCCAUCAUUCAGGCCGCUCAGCUGCUGCAGGUUAAGAAGAAAACAUCACAGGAUGCCGAGGCAAUCUGUUCCCUCUGCACGGCCCUGACCUCACAGCAGAUUGUAAAGAUCCUGAACCUCUACACACCACUGAAUGAGUUUGAAGAAAGGGUCACUGUGUCGUUCAUCCGUAAUAUCCAGAGUCGCCUACAGGAGAGGAACGACCCCCAGCAGCUCCUGGUGGACACCAAGCACAUUUUCCCUGUUCUCUUCCCGUACACGCCGUCUGCACUGAGCCUGGACUCACUGCACAUCCCUGCAUCCCUCGGCCUGGACUUCAUCAACAGAGUCUGA
Molecule: messenger RNA, 5448 nt
Organism: Knipowitschia caucasica
Lineage: Eukaryota; Metazoa; Chordata; Actinopteri; Gobiiformes; Gobiidae
Source: the annotation of a GenBank genome assembly